Molecule: messenger RNA, 3276 nt
Organism: Sporisorium graminicola
Lineage: Eukaryota; Fungi; Basidiomycota; Ustilaginomycetes; Ustilaginales; Ustilaginaceae
Exons: 1
Coding region: 1-3276 (1091 amino acids)
Biological process (GO): regulation of DNA-templated transcription
Molecular function (GO): zinc ion binding; DNA-binding transcription factor activity, RNA polymerase II-specific
Source: RefSeq, a predicted model, not a curated record
AUGUCCGAAAUCAACGACCCAGCGCAGCAACCCACGGACACAGCAACUGUCGCAAUGACGGACGCCGCCAACAACACCGCAGGGGCCAGCACCGGUGGGACACGUUCGCGCAAAAAGAUGUACAAAAACUGCGAUCGCUGUCGCCAAGCAAAACGUGCCUGUUCCGCCCAAUAUGCCAGCAUCGCAGAGGCGCUAGCCAGUAAAGUCGCCUGCACCAACUGCAAAAAGAAGGGCCAGGUGUGCACCUUCAACAGCCUCAUCAACUCGUUUGGCGGCAUUCCGCUCGGCGGUCUCACCGGUGCUGCUUUUGCUGAGAGCUUGCAAGAGGCAGCUAAUGCAGCACAGCCCAUACAAUCCUCUACAUUAGAGACCGCCGAGGAUGAGACUAUGCCCAACGCACAUACCAGCCCUGCUUCGACGAAGCGAAGACGUGAGAGCCUUCCUGACAGCAAUCCAGCUACACAACCGCUUCAGUCGCAAAGGUCUGCGAUCAGCAGUGUCAAUGCCGCAUUCGAAGUGCUCAACGGCAGCUAUACCAAUGACCAGCCUCAUAACGAUGACGACGAGCAGCAGCAGCAGAGAGCCGCAAAGCGAAGGAAACAAUCUGCCGCUCAAGACACCAACGCCACGUUUGCCAGCUUUGCUGACUUUGAGCGGCAAACCACAUCCGCCGACUACAACAUCAACAGCAACUCCCUGGUGCUCAGUCGUGCACAAUCGCCCUUUGCUUUCGACGACGACAGCGCUGACGCCAUCUUUGGAUCGUCCUCCUCACAUGCGGGUCCAUCGUUGUUUGACAUCCUCGGCUUCGACAUCUGGGGCACCGCACCCAACGUUCGACUUGCGCAGAACGCGGACCGCAUGCAUCUCAACUCAGACCUCCUCAACGUCUACGAAGGUGCCGCAGAGUCGGCUUUCCGCGUGUGGGUCACCGACGCUACGACGCCCUACCUUCUCUGCGCCGAUUCGUUGACCUCCUCGUCAGCUGCCAUGUCGCUCAACAAGAAAGUGUGUCUUUUGGACCACGCCUCGAGACGCAUCUUCAAGACGGAUGGUGCGGCGCGCAAUGUCGAGAAGCGUGUUUCCGAGGCGUACCACGCUGUGCUGCUCGCCUACGCCGCACAGUGGCCGCGCCAUCGCAGCAGUCAGUCGAGUUCUGCACGCGCCGACUGGAAGCCCGACGAAGCACGCAUCCGCCUCUCGCUGUGGAAGCAGGCGAGGGACAAGCUCAUGGACGCUGCCGAUGCAUGGUCGUUCCGCAUCGUGUUUGCGCUCAUCCUCUUUGCCUGGACCGAAAAACCUCGCGAGAUGCCCGACAGCGAAGCGUGGGCCAAAGGCGAACACGAGCUGCCCUCGCAACUCCAUGUCCCCUCGCUCGACGAGAACAGCGCGCUGGACUCGUCCUCUUGGCAGAUCCCCGCCGAGGCAAGCACAAUGAUGCUCGCCACCGCCAUGCGUAAGCUCAAGGCAUUCCGGCUCAAGAUCCAGCAACUCCGACGCAAGGGCAUCGAUCUUUGGUCCACCGAAGAGCCCGGUCUGGAUCCAACCCAGGUCGCUAACCGACAGGCAGAAGCGACGCUGCUUGAAAACACGUACCACAACCUCUACUGGUUUGGAUGUAUGAUGGACACCGAGCUGUCUGUGUUGCGCAAGUACGAUGCUGUGAUUGGCGACGAAGAUGCGGAACUCACUGAUCAGCUCUUGUCGCCAAAUCGUGCCAUCAGCCUGCGCAACGAGACCGAUGGGUUUGCGGCCAUGUCGGGCUCGGGCGGCGCGACGACGCAAAGGCCUCUGCGCAAGAUCUGGGACGAAGUAAUCCCUGCCAACAGCCAGAAGAACCGCCACACGUUUGUCACGAGUUGGCCAUGCAGCGAGGAAGCUGCCAAACGCACCUUGGUGUAUGCGACACCGAUCAAAGUGCUGUUGUUCAGACACGUCGGACGGUUGCAGUCGAGCUACUGGCGUCAGGCGCCGAGCGAGCAAAUCGAACGACAGAUCGCGCAUGUCUUGUCGGUGGUGCGACACUGGGACGAGACCUUUGCCCCGUUCUUCGCUAGCUGUAUCGCGCACCAUGCCGAACUUCCACCGUCGAUCCAAUCUUGGCACGUCAUCACAGCGACAAAGUGGAAUCUUGCCGCAAUCCUGCUGGUCGAACUGGUGCAGACAAUGGAUCGUACCUCGGUAGCGGACCCGUUCGACAACACGGACGAGAUCUUUGCCGAGCUGCGUUCGAAAGUUUGCAACCAGACGGCAGCGCUCAUCCACGCCAUCCAGCACUCGAGUCUGGCCUCCUCAGCCGGCGCCUCUUCCCACGGAACAGACAAGGCCGAGUCGUCGUUUGACUUUAUCGAGGCGACGGGGAGUACGAUCUUGCACAGCGAUCCGUGGCCCGAGAUCUCGGUGCAUGGCUUUGCGUGUGUGGCCAAAAGCGAGAUCAAGAACUUUGCCAAGCUGGCCGAGCAGGCCAAGUGGGACGAGGUGCGGUGUGCCGAGCACCGCAUUGAAAAGUGCAUCUGGGCGUUGGAGCAGUUGAGUAACCGAAGCACGAUGGCGGUGGACGCGAGUGUCGAGGUGAGAAAAUUGCUCGACAUGCAUUCGCCGUUGAGAAAGCUUCAGCAGCAGCAGCAGCAGGAACAAGAAGGGGAUGGAAGAAGUGGUGGGAUUGGAGUCUUGACAGACGACGUGUGGCAGUCGUGCCUGGAGAUCCUCAAUGAAGGCAGUGGUGGAGGAGAUGCAAGAUCGUCUUCGACAAUCGAUACGCCAGAACUCGUCAAUGGGUUCACCCACUCUGACUGGCCGCAUCUGACUAUGCCCAUGCCUGCCUCCACCACCAUGGAUGUAUCCGCCCCUACAACCUCCUCCCCCUCCUCCUCGAUCGCCCAGCCUGCGCUCACGGCCUCGAUGGAAAACGCAUUUUUUCUGGGCAACCUAGCCACCGCCGCCGAGACCGCCUCCACAGGCGCCAGCUCCUCCUCGCGCGCCUCUUCCAACCACUCGCUUUCCCCGCCCCUCACCACAGCAACCCUGGCUUCGCUCGACUACCCAUCGUCCAUCUCCAUCUCGCCCGCCACCACCACGGCUACUAGCACACACCUUGAUGCUGUUGCCACACUGCAACAGCAAGAGCAGCCGCAGCAGCAAACCAAGCCGCAGCAGCACCUCUACGAUGACGCGGGCGAUCUGGACGAUUUCACCAUGGGCUCGAUCGGCAUCAACCUUGCCUUGGGUGGUGGAAUGGACACAACCCCGUUCGACGCGUUCCAGUUGCGCGUCUAG